CAAAAUAAUGAAAUGUUAUUAAAAAGAAAAAAGUAAUGGAAUGAUAUAAAGUAGUGAAUCAAAAUUAGUUUGAAAAAAAGAACGGAAAAUCUAUGGUUUAGGGAACACGAAUCGUCGGUUGAUAACCAAUUUUAGGAUCAGUAGUUCUUCUCUGAACUUAUAUUUUUCCAUUUUGACCGAAAAAUAGCUUCUGUUUAUCUAAUUUGUUUCUUUUGUUACUAAUAAGCGGAAUUUCAUCACUAUGGCGAGUGGAUUUCCAUCCUUUCAGUUCGCCAAUAAAAUAAAAAAAACUAGAUUCAUACUGAUUUACCUGUAUGGUUUUGGUUUUGUGUUAAAUAGAUCUGUAAUCUCUUCAUGUUCAUCCAUCUCCAGACGACGAGCUUUGGUUCCAUUUUUCAAGCUCGAUUCAAAGUUCAGAAACAAUGGCGGAGCCUACGGGACGGCUGAAAGUGGUCAUAAUUCAAGGGAAGAGUCUAGUGAUUCGAGAUUUCAGGAGUAGCGAUCCGUACGUCGUCGUCAAAUUGGGGAAGCAGAAAGCGAAAACAAAAGUCAUCAGAAGUUGCCUGAAUCCCGUAUGGAACGAAGAACUCAGUUUCACGCUCGGCUCCGAUGCUCCUGGAUUCAUAAACUUCGAAGUGUUCGACAAAGAUCUCUUCAAGCCUGACGACAAGAUGGGACGCGCAUACAUCAACCUUCAGCAUGUUCAAUUUGCUACUCGGCUGAGCAAGAUUCUGCAAAUGUCCGCCGGCGAGCUGAGGAAGGUGGUUCCCGGCGCCGACGAUUGCUUCGCGAAGGAGUGUACGAUACGGUGCAUCGACGGCGAGGUGGUGCAAGAUGUUUGGCUGCGGCUCUGUGGAGUGAAGUCCGGAGAGAUUCAAGUGAGACUGAAAUACUUUGAAGAAUGAAUAGAUCAAAUUCAGAAAAAAAAAAAGUUAGGGCUGCAAAAAUUUGUAAAGGGGAAAUUUGAGAGGGUAU
Messenger RNA from Momordica charantia (bitter melon), 975 nucleotides. Its product is annotated as protein C2-DOMAIN ABA-RELATED 11. NCBI's taxonomy places the organism in Eukaryota, Viridiplantae, Streptophyta, Magnoliopsida, Cucurbitales, Cucurbitaceae. The record is from RefSeq and is a predicted model, not a curated record.